AUGUUUCUCCGAGCUGGGCACGCCGAAACUCACCUCCCGACCCUCCGCGCCCUCAUCCGCGCCAACCCGCUGGGCAUCUUCACCACCGCCAUCGACUCACCCAAAUUCCCAUUUCUUCAGUCCAGCCACAUCCCCUGGAUCCUCGACGUCCAAGAUGAAGACAGCGAGACCGAGCUAGGUGUCCUCCGCGGCCACAUGGCCCGGGCCAACCCCCAGGCAAGAUCCCUGAUAGAGCACCUCAGCGCCGGCGACAGCGCCGCCCCGUCCCCACCGGCUGGUCCCCGAAAGCUCGAGAGGGACGUCAUGGUCCUCUUCAACGGGCCGGCGCACCACUACGUGACGCCCAAGUUCUACGUCGACACCAAGCCCGCGACGGGCAAGGUCGUGCCGACGUGGAACUACGCCGCCGUGCAGGUGUACGGCAAGCUCAGCGUCUACUACGACACCAAGGACCAGUCCACCGACGCCUUCCUGUCCGAGGCCGUCGCGGACCUGUCGCAGCUCGCCGAGACGCAGAUCAUGGGGUACGAGAAGCCGUGGCAGGUCGGGGACGCGCCGGGGGCCUACAUCGACCUGCUCAAGAAGGCCAUCAUCGGGAUCGAGAUCGAGAUCACGGACAUGGGCGGGAAGUGGAAGAUGAGCCAGGAGAUGGAGCGGGGUGACAACCAGGGCGUCGAGGACGGGUUUAAUGCCCUGGGCACCGAUGAGGGUAGGCAGAUGGCAGAGAUGGUGAGGACGCGCAGGAAGGAGGAGCAGAAGUCUUGA
Molecule: messenger RNA, 765 nt
Organism: Diaporthe citri
Lineage: Eukaryota; Fungi; Ascomycota; Sordariomycetes; Diaporthales; Diaporthaceae
Exons: 1
Coding region: 1-765 (254 amino acids)
Source: RefSeq, a predicted model, not a curated record